Messenger RNA from Dermacentor albipictus, 3354 nucleotides. NCBI's taxonomy places the organism in Eukaryota, Metazoa, Arthropoda, Arachnida, Ixodida, Ixodidae. The record is from RefSeq and is a predicted model, not a curated record.
CUCGAGCGUGUCGCGAGGCCCUGCAUCGAGAAGAAGACGUGAGCUCCCGUUCAUGGUGCGGCGGGGUUCGAUCGAAGCUGUGCGCCAUUGAGGAACACGACUACAGAACGGACUACCUGAAGUUCACAGUGUUUCUUAUGAUAGCAUGUUUCUUCAAGGCGUUCCAGAAGCAGCUGUGCGUGCCCUACAUGAGCUGGGUGUUCCUGCUGACCACGGUCCUGCUGUGCCUGAUGUCGUUGACGGGCUCGCUGCGGAGGAGCAGUGGCCUGGGCGCCGGGGUCGGCGUGCAGGCCAUCCGCGCUUUCCUGCCGGCAUUCGUGGUGCACACGACGCAGGGCAUCAACAACUACAUCUUCCGCCGGUGCCACGUCGACAUCAUGGUCUUCUCCGUUGGAACAUUCACUAUCACCGUCGUGAUGGCUUCGGUGUACGCGUUCCACAAGGUGUCCGACGGGUCGUGGAGCGUCAGGGAGUGCGUCUUCUUCGGCCUCUUCAUGUGCUCUGUAGAGCGGGUACCCUUGAGCAGCGUCAUCUUCGACGAAGAGUACCACGACGUGCUGCUCUUCCCGGUUCAGAACCAGCUGGUGGCCGUUGUCGUGGGCUGCGCUCUCGGCGCGGCCACCAUGAGCGUGCUGAAAGUGAUGACCUGCGGUGACGACUCGGUCGUCGUGGCGGUGGUGGGCGGCACCUACCUCACGUUCUUCCUGCUCGAGUCGGUCAACAGCUCGGGCGUCACCGGCGUCAUCGCGGACACCACGGUGGUCUCCUCGGAUCGACUCAUCUCCUGUUCGGAGCUCGAAGGCACGCUGGGGUCGUUCCCCCUUCUUCUUCGGCAUGUGAGAGAAACUGGUCCGAGUUCGGAAUUGCGCCCACCAAGGUGCUGGUCGGUGAUGUUGGACUGGACUGGAACGCUGACCACCUUCAUCUGCGCCACGUUCACGGCCUACAUGCUUGUCUACUACCUACGCACCUACGACUGGCAGGACAUAAUGCUUAGCUACAUCGCCAAGAUGAGCAUGCGAUGCCUCGCGGUGUUGAUGAUAUACCCGUUCGUCGGCCACUUCGGCUACCGCAUCACGACCAAGCAGGCGAUCGUGCUGGCCGGCAUGGGCCUCAAGGGCACCUACAUCGUCUCCCUCGCCACGCUCUACCACAUCACGUACCAGGACACCCACAACGAGAACCUAACUAAGUUGUUCAUGUACGUCACCUCGGACAUGGCCCUCACGCAGUUCAUGAACGCCUCCCUCGUUCCGUUCCUGCUCAAGAUGCUCGGCAUCCUCGACGUGUCCGAGGUGGAGUGGAGCACGAUGAAGGACGCCGUGGCGUACCUGCAGGAAGCGGUGGACGUGACGGUGCAUGUGAGCCGCCACAACCCGUACUUCCUGGCCGCCGACAAGACCUGGGUCUUGCGCAACACUCGCGUCCGGAACCCGCUCGACGUCGUGCCGCGAUACAACGCAAGGCUCCCACCGAGGAAGGAGAAGGCCCACUGGCGCAGCUCCCGCAGAAGACACCACGCCGAGAUUCUCGCGGUAGAGAACGUCCUCCGCAUCGAAUCGCUGCUUCUGGUCCAGUGUGCGGAGCUGAUCCACAGGACUCUGGACGCUGUCAUCUACACGGCGUACGAAGCGGGCCACGCCAUCGUCAUCGGCGAGGAGGAGGUCCAGAGGAACGUCUGGAAGUUCGUCGAGUCGGCCGACGUUGCCAUGGAGAUCCGCGGCCGCGCCACCCUCAACCGGCUGCUCGUCCUCCAGAAGCUCGCGGAGGUGCAGUCUCGCUUCCCGGGAAUAACGGUUUCGUUCCGGAGCCGCCAGGCCAGCGCCACGAUCCUGAACGACCUGACCAAGCAGAUCAACGAGAUGCAGCGCGACGGUGUUGUCGAUUCCGAAGACUACAAGUGGCUGCGCUUGGCUGUCAAGGAUCGGCGCAUGUACAUCCUGUCCGAGGCAUGUAGCUUGGCCACCAGCUACAAACCGAUCGCCAUGCUCCGGGUCAUUCCGUGGAUCAACUCGGACAGCAGUCGGCAAUUUCUAGCGAUCAAGAUCAAACCGGUGUCCUUUGCUCCAACCGAAGUCAUCGUGGAGAGGAACGAAGAGAAUGACAUCACACUGACCUAUUCAGGCAUAUUGAAGAUAGAGGGGGAGUACGAGGAGGUUGGCGACGGGGCGCUGCCCAACUCGGCGUCGACGCUGUUCUUCUUCAACGAGGGCUACUUCGUCGACUACGUGCCCGCGCCUGCGUGCAUCGGCGACCUCGGCCUCGUCAUCGAAGAGCCCUCGAUCACGCGAGUCAUUGCCGAGACGCAGGUCAACGCCUAUAUGAUACCAAGAGAGCGAGUGAUUGAAGCUAUAGGGAUCUUCACAAACGCACCGAGUUUUCUUUACGACAUCUGGGCGUACAUAGCGAGAAAUAUAGGACUCUGGGUUCUUCAAACGCAUCCCAAGUACCAGACAUGGCCGCUUGAGAAGAUCCAGCGCCGCUUGGACUUGUUCCUGAUGCCCACCCUGGAGAUAGCGACCAAGUUCAUACUGACGCCCGACAUCCACGACGCCAUUCUGAUCCAGGGCAUCGCUAUCGACAGCGAGACGCAGGAGUACCUCGUCGGACCCACGUACGUGUCUCGCACCACUCGCAGGCUCAGCUUCCCUGGAAUCUUUCACCACCGGGUGAGGCCAGUGGUAAUAGUGAUGGCUGACAAGCGCUACCACUUGCCAGCCGAGAUUGACUGGCUGCAGCCAACCGAAGGUGGCGAUAAAAACUACGACGAGUACAUGAACCAGGAGUUCGGACAGGAGCAGAUGUACAUCCAGGAGGACUACUGACCUGUUCGGGAUGGCUCGCCCGUUGGAAGCCGGCAUCACCUGCGCCUUCGGGAAGCGCCUGUAAAUAACGUUUAGUGAAAAUGUACACCGCGGAAAUUCACGAAACGAAACACCUGCGGUUACCCCCGAACGUGAUUUUUUUUUUUGGGGGGGGGGGGGGUAUGUGCGUGAUUAUUUUCACAAGUCGAAUGAAAGCGAGUCAGCGAACUCGCGGGCUUGAAACUUUAUUCGUUUUUCAUUGUUAUUUCUGGUGGUCAUUACGCUUCGAAUUCUAUUUAAUUGUAUUCGACGAGUGGUUAUCUAUAUAGCGAGAAAGCACGACGGCACGUUCAUCAAGCACGCCAUCAGGCACUCAUUGGAGUGAGUAGCGGAACGCGUUCAGCAACAUGCAUCGAAAUAAAGCCGAAAUGUACCUGAAACGUUUGUUGUACGCUUAUGACGUUUUCUAAACGAACCCUGUCGGAUUUGGCUGACCGCCGCUGUUAACCUGCUCGCUUGCCCAGUAGCGUAUACACACGGGACAGCACUC